Archocentrus centrarchus (flier cichlid) is the source of this 2587-nucleotide messenger RNA. It is a transcript of the gene cln8, whose product is annotated as CLN8 transmembrane ER and ERGIC protein. The transcript is spliced from 3 exons. Gene Ontology annotation, biological process: nervous system development; lipid homeostasis; phospholipid metabolic process. Gene Ontology annotation, cellular component: endoplasmic reticulum; membrane. Lineage: Eukaryota; Metazoa; Chordata; Actinopteri; Cichliformes; Cichlidae. Bases 159 to 1025 code for a protein of 288 amino acids. Gene Ontology annotation, molecular function: ceramide binding. The record is from RefSeq and is a predicted model, not a curated record.
AUGAUGUGAGUCUUCCUGUUUGGGUGCUGCGGGUCGCUGAGGGCUGCGUUACCCGGCGGAACCGCUUCUGUCCGGUGAGCCGCACACUAUGCUCCUCGCAGCUCCGCCUCCAGGUGAGCCUCGGCCCGCGCAGGUUCAUUAAUCCUCCGUCAGACGCCAUGUCCUCCGAGCAGCACCCCAGCCCUCUGUCCCAGCCCAGUGAGGAAUACUUCUCAUGGGACUGUCGCCUCCAGCUUAUUGGCCUCGGCUUUGGCUUCUAUACUGCAGUAUUCCUCUUCUCCCACCUCGUGUCUGCGGCUCUGUGCCGGACCUACAAAUCCCUGCCAGCAAAGGAAAAGGUUUUUUGGAACCUGGCUGCCACCCGGGCCGUGUUUGGCAUCCAGAGUACAGCGGCAGGUCUGCGAGCCCUGACUGAGGACUCGUCAAUAACCAGAGACAAAGUGAGGGGCCAGGAAGACUGGUCAUGGUUUAACGUCCUCACAGCCACGGGAUUUUUUGCUUUUGAGAAUGUGGCACUUCACGCCUCCAGUGUGGUGUUUUGGUCAUUCGACCUGCCACUGGCCACGCACCAUUUCUUCGCCCUGUCGGGAUAUGUCGGGGCAGUGGUGUGGGAUUCCCUGGGCCACUUCCUGCCCAUGGUUACACUCCUGCUGGAGAUGAGCACCCCAUUCACCUGUAUAUCCUGGAUGUUGCUCAAGACCGGCUGGGCACGCACUCUGUUCUGGAGAGCCAACCAGUGGGUGAUGAUUCACAUGUUUCACUGUCGCAUGGUGCUCACUUAUUACAUGUGGUGGGUAACCUUGACCCACCGGGGAGAGCUCUGGUCCCACGUACCCCUGCCCCAGCUAAUACUCUUCUUCACUGGCCUCGCUCUGCUCACAUUUAUCAUCAACCCCAUAUGGACCCACAAGAAGACACUGCAGCUUCUUAAUCCUGUGGACUGGAACUUUGGCAACAAGGCGGUACCACUGAAUGGCACCACCGACCGUCAGUCUGAGGUUCCUGGAAAACCCCACGUCAGCUAAGGAGAAUCACAGAGUCGAUUAUCUCAGUGAUGCCUCUUUUUUAUUUGAGAUGUGUGAGCUGGCCUUUGAUAGAUGGCUGUUUGUAAAAGUUAUUUUUAUCACAUUGAGACUUCUUUAUAUCUUUGGACUGUGACGCCCUCGCUCUGUAAAAAGACUUUACAUAUGAUCAUCUGGUGCAAUGAUAAUAGUGUGCAGCAUGAUCUUCCACCACACUUUACUUUCAGGCAGUUUUCAUUUACUAAGAUUAAAGCAAAUGUAAUCUCUUAUUAGUUUUUAUGGGACUUUAUGGUUGACUGUACACAUAAGUGCUAUCGCUGCAGCAAAGAGUGUUUGAUGGUGAGAUUUCAUGGAAACACUGUUAUAAAUAUGUACUUUUAAAGGGAUAGUUUCCUGUUUUAACAGUAUAAAGGAUGUGAGAGCUUCUCAUAGGAUUCAAAGUCAUUAACAUAAUCAACCACAGCUUUAAUGAGAUGAAAAUCUGCUUAGAGAUAAAGACCAGAAUGCAAAAAAUUCUUAAUACUGUAUAUGUGCAGUAUCUAAGUUUGCUUUGGGAGUGACUAUCUUUGCCUACCCGCAGCAGUUUCUAGUGUGUCGCUAUUGAACGUGAAACUUGGUCUCCAUUAAAGGGAGUGUGAGCUGUGCCUGGAGAUGUGCUGUGGGGCGGCAGAGAGAUGGUUUCCUCACUGAGUGGAAAUCAAACCUUUCACCAUUAAACUCAAGAAUGGACCCUGUGUCAGCUCCACUGACUGAGCAGGGUAAAACUGGAUUAUGUUUAAGAGUGCAGUCUUAUGGGUUACGCUCUGAAUUUAUUAGAUUGGUGUGUUUGGACUGUGAAUCAGCACAGAGGGAAGCGUUUCUCAUGGCGGUGUCAGAGGAGGCCUUACACUGAGCUGGUGGAUGGAGGGAAGCUCACAAAGGCGUCAUUGUCACAGAUGGAGAUGUGGUGUAAAAAUACUGAACUAGUGUUUACAGGCCGUGGUGUAUUGUGGUUGUACGGUUUGAACUGAAGCAGAAGUGUGUUUAGGGGGGCGGGGGGGUGUCAUAUCUCUGCCAUGGGGAGUAUUUUGUUUGCCUGCUGCAAACACUCAGCUUCACUUUAACAGCGUUACUCUCAUUUCUAAUUAACUGUGUUUAUAUUCUGUACUUUUUUACAUCUUAAUGUUACCAGUAAUAUUUAACUUAUGACCAAAUUGUGCAUCUAGAAGGUGCAAAUGAGCCUCUUUGUUUCAGCCUGAACAAAUAACUGGAGCCUGAUUGGCUGCCUGCUGUGCCUCACAUGUCUGAUGAGGACCCUCUGAAACACAGCGUGCUGAAAUUAAUUCACUGCUUUGAAGUUACAAUCAAGUAGAGUCCAUUUAAAAUGUAUCUGCUUUUCACACCAUGACUCGUGCUUAAUGAGAAUCUUGUUGGAUUGAAUUAGUUUAUAAAAUUAUAGAAGGAACACGGAACAUGUUGAAGGUCUCCUGUGAAUUCAGUGCCAUAAACCAAACUGUUCAAUGUUCUGUGUGUGUGUUGGACUAAGCUUUCACUUAAACAACUAAAAUAAAUUGUUUUCUCACUUA